GCAAAGAAGUUUACAUCGUAAAUAGAAUGUCGUACUGAACUCUCCCUCUCCUCCAAAAAUGCGGCCACGCCUCCUCUCUGCUGCCUGCACGGCCACUGCGGCAUUGAAGAUACCCGAAAGGCUCUACGGCACGCCCGGUAGAAUAAAAGUGCACGUGAAGAAACGAGACGGCACCCACUGCGACGUCGACGUUCCUGUUGGCAUCUCCUUAAUGCAGGCGCUGCGCGACGUCGCCAAGCUCGAGGUGGCUGGAACGUGUGACGGGGAAAUGGAGUGCUGCACCUACCACGUCUACCUCUUGGCCUCCUCGUUUGCGAAGGCUGGUGAGCCGUCGGAGGCGGAGCAGGACCUGCUGGACAAGGCGCCGGACGUGCGAGAAACAUCGCGCCUUUCAUGCUGUGUGGACCUUGCGUCCGAUCUCGACGGAAUAGAAGUGGAGCUGCCGGGCAACGUAACGGACAUGUCUUGCGGCUCGGCGGACAGAAGGCCGGCGUAG
This is a messenger RNA of Leptomonas pyrrhocoris, 496 nucleotides long. RefSeq names its product putative mitochondrial adrenodoxin-like protein,ferredoxin, 2fe-2s-like protein. Gene Ontology annotation, molecular function: 2 iron, 2 sulfur cluster binding. Gene Ontology annotation, biological process: P450-containing electron transport chain. The record is from RefSeq and is a predicted model, not a curated record. The transcript has a single exon. The coding region runs from base 59 to 496 and encodes 145 amino acids. Gene Ontology annotation, cellular component: mitochondrion. Lineage: Eukaryota; Euglenozoa; Kinetoplastea; Trypanosomatida; Trypanosomatidae.